AUGCACCCCAGCAGCGCCGCAGUGGCUUCCGCAGCAGCAGCACAAGAAGCAGCAUCGACAACACCGGCAGCAAGUGCAGCAGCGGGAGGAAAAAUUGCAGCAGCAGGAGCAGUGAUAGCAGUAAAAGAGCAACAGUGGAAGCAGCAGAGCUCGAAGCAGCAGCAGCAGCAAGACAACCAGCAGUGCCGGCAGGAAGAGCCGCAGCAGCAGCAGCAGCAAGAACAGCAGCAGCAGCAGCAGCAAGACCAGCAGCAGCAGCAGCAGCGCACUGCAGCAGGAAAGGAUCAUCUAGACGAACGCGGGCGAGGCUGCUGCCGAAGCCAGAAGCAGCACAAAGCGGCAGCAGCAGCGCAGCAGAAAGCAAAUUGGCCCGCAGCAAACUGGCAGCACACUGCAGCAGCAAACGCCCUAGAGACCGCCCCACAACCCGCAGCUCGGGCUCGUGCUGCUGCAGCUGCAGACGCACCUGCAGCAGCAGCAGCAGCAGCAGAACAGCAGCGGCUCAAGUGGCAGCAUAGACCACAUGGGCAGCACACACAGCAGCAGCAGCAGCAGCAGCAGCAGCCAAAGAAACAGGGCAGAGGAGAACGCUACGAGCACACGAAAAGCAGCAGCAGCAGCAGCAGCACAGCCAGAUCGCCUACUUGCUGCUGCAGCAGCUGCAGGGCACCCUUCGCGCGCUGCAGCAGCAAGGGUUGCUCCGACUCUGAGGCCUCAACAUCAGCAGCGGCAGCAGCUGCUGCUGCUGCCGCUGCUGCUUCCCUUUCCCUCUGCUUUUUGCUGCCCCAGUUGAAGCCAAAACCCAAUGGGCGAGCUGCAGGCAGCAGCAGAGGGGUGCUGUUUGCUGCCGUUGCUGCUGCUGCGCUGCUUGCUGCUGGCUGCACGCGACACAGCGGCUUCGAAGACCGCGGCAGCACUGUGGCAAAGCGCAUGCGCCUGUCCCCUGCUGCAGCAGCAGCAGCAGCAGCAGCUGCCGCUGCUGCUGUAGGGUCAGAUGGCAGCGAGAGCGAUGCUAAAAAAGGGCGCUGUGGAGAAGCAGCAGCUGCGGGAGCUGCUGCUGCUGCUGCCACUGCUGCUGCAUCUCCAGGCCUUCUUGCUGCGAGCUGUUCUGCUGCUGCUCUCGGGGCGGCAGACCCCCCUAGCAGCAACAGCAGCAGCAGCAGCGACUGCUGCUGGAGCCGCAUCACAGCAGCGGCGGUUCGCAGCAACUGA
Eimeria tenella is the source of this 1212-nucleotide messenger RNA. RefSeq lists its product as uncharacterized. The record is from RefSeq and is a predicted model, not a curated record. The transcript has a single exon. Bases 1 to 1212 code for a protein of 403 amino acids. NCBI's taxonomy places the organism in Eukaryota, Apicomplexa, Conoidasida, Eucoccidiorida, Eimeriidae.